Molecule: messenger RNA, 1437 nt
Organism: Endocarpon pusillum Z07020
Lineage: Eukaryota; Fungi; Ascomycota; Eurotiomycetes; Verrucariales; Verrucariaceae
Exons: 7
Coding region: 1-1437 (478 amino acids)
Source: RefSeq, a predicted model, not a curated record
AUGACUUUGGUAGCGUAUGCGGAAAAAGCUGAAGACAUUGCCGAAGCUCUCAGCAAAUUCAAGACCCAUGUACCGGAUCACGCAGCAGACAUCACCGCUUCGAUAGCAGAGCUUUAUGCCAUCGGAUCCCAUCUGCGCGCCAUUGACAGUGCGCGUAACUCUGCCGAGUUCCAUGGAAACUUUCCACUGAUUGAGAAGGAUCUGAGACUUGUCUGUUCGAGCCUCGAUAACACCGUGGAGGACGUUUUCGAUAUACUGGGGUACCUGGGCAAUGGAUCACCUGUGCCCAAUGCCGGAAUGUACCGGCAGAACUGGAAGGACAUCUAUUAUUUCUUCAUGCAGAACGGACGGGUCGCCUUGACGAUGCGCCUUGAGAUAUACAGACGUUUUAUAGCGGAGCUAGCCAGUAUUAUGAAGAGGUUCGUGCCCACCACCAAAGCCAUCUCGUUAUUUGUGCUCAUCAUUCGAAGAACCCAAGGGCUCCUACUCUUAGGAGAUCUUCGAGAUGAGAUUCAAGCACUGCUCCCUGCACAACCCAGAUUGAUGGAAGGUGGGAAUCAGAUGUCACUCCACCCACGAUGUGCUGAGCAUUGGGCAAUGAAGGUCUUCCUUGAUACAUCGACGACCCCGUUCAAUAGGACAGGCAAUGGUUCGAGAUGUUAUGGUGAACAUACCCCAGAAGCCCGCGCACGCCUCGAAGUAGACUACCAAGAUAUCUUGGAGAUCACGUUUAGCGGCCAGAGCGAGCUCACCGUUCGACUGUACUGUCGUGAAGGUGAUCACCGCGCCCGAAUUCUUUGCAAAUGGCCUCGUGGCUCGGGAGGGAGCAAAUAUUCUUGCCUCCCGUUGAAUCUCCUUGAGUUCCACCGAUCGGAAUCAUCGUUACAAAUUUGCAUGAAGAGACAUGGAAGUUCGAGACUAGAUCUCUGGGCCAAUUUGAACUUCAGCACCAUCGAAAGGUUGGUUAUCUUUCACUGCACGCUACUUUCAUUGCGCGGCCAUGAUGCCUGUAAGCCGGUCACGAAUAUUCAAGAUUACGAGCUCGCAGGCGAGAAAGAAUAUUUUACAGGUAAAAUUAUUGAUGAUGAUUACCUUCAUGCCCUACGCAUCUAUCGAGAUCGCGAUACGAAAGCCGUCCGGUUGCACGCCUCUGUCCAUAGAGGGGAGAUGAAGAGGACGCCUGUCUGGACCGCCUUCAUUACUCACUAUCUUCUCUCUCGUACCUGGUUGCGUCGUGCUGGGCGUACAUUGGUCUACAUUCGAGAGCUGAGGCGUCAUGUAUUCUCAUCGGAGUAUAUGCCGCACAUGACGGGUAGAGGGGAACAUGUUUUGAAGUUCACUUCUGAGGGAGAUACGGAUGCCUUCAUGAGCACCAUCUAUGAUCUUGGAGAGCCACCGCCACCCCAUGCCAGAGUGCAGCCACCGCCACAGCCGUAG